AUGAAUCAAUAUUCAAACAUUAAAAAUUAUAUGUUGUAAAAUAAACUGAAUUAAAACUCGUCUUUAUAUGACUUAUGGGUGAUGACAGCAAUAUUUGUGAGAGGAUAAUUUGCUUGUUCAUAUGCCAUUGAGAUUUGUUUACUUGUAAUCAGCUCUCUCCAAACUUUGAUAAUGGCUAUUCAUCCGACAUUUACGUAAAUAAAGGAUGUUCAAGUAAACUCAUCUCUAGAUCUGAUAUAUACAUUUUUAAUUAGAACAGACAUUUAUAUUCUCAUCAAUUAACAACUCCAAGAAGAACUAAUAUAUUUAUUUAUUUUAGUCGUAGUACUCAUUAGUAAAAUAGGCUUUGUCUUUUUGAUGUAUAUGAUAAAACAUCAUUUUCACUCUGACAAAUUUGUGUAAUAAAUUUAGCAUCAUAUGCCCUUAUAAAUUUUUGUUAGGAUGUAAAGUUUCUAUUAACAACUACUUUGUCCUAUUUUUAUUACUCCAUUUAAUACAAUCAUUUUAUUGUCAAUCAAAAGAAGUGUAACUUUAAUAAAAUCAGACUAGCCAAUCCAAUAUGUAAAUUUAACAUUCGGAAUAAUAACAUUCAUAUUAUUACAAAUAGAUUAAAUUUUGAUUUGUUCCAUUAAUAGAUAACCAAUAACAUUUAAAAUGAGACCAAUGGAAAGGUUAAAAUUUACCAAAUCCAAUUUAAUUAUAUAUGUUUUUUCAACUAUUUCAAUUAUUUUGUUUACAUUAAUUGAUAAUACCAAAACCAUUAGAAUUAUUCAGUAUAUUUUAGUGUUUGUUAUUUAAAUUAUAGCAAUCAGAAAUUAGUUUACAAGUUCAAUUUACAUUUAUAGAUAUUAAGAAAUCAUACUUUAUUCUGGUUAUCUCUUCUAAUUGCUUUUUUGUGUCCUUAGCUUUGUGGAUAGUUUUAGCCCAUCAACCAAUUACAUAUUCUUAUUAUUAGUGAUUACUCCCUUAAUGUUAGUUUACAUACUAUCAAAUAUCAAUUAUAGGAAGACUUAAGAAUUUCUAUUAUUUUUUUAAUCUACUAAUACACCCAACAUUAAAAUAGUAAUGAAUGUUUUAAUUAAUAUGUUAAAUAAAUGUGAUAUCAAUGAAAAUUAUAUUGUAAUUAGAUCAUCUUUAAUAAAUUAUUUUCAUUCUAAGCAAUGCCAACAAAAAUAAUGUUCUUGUACUACUACUUUUUAUAUUGCAGAACCAAGGUAGGCAAAUGCAAUAACAGGGUAAAUAUUUAGAAGUUUUAUAUUUGAAAAAAUAUCAUUAAUUAAAAAAGUUAUUAACUCUAAAAACUCAGAAUUUUACUUAAAUUAAGAAUUACUUAUUCAAUAUGCUAUAUUUCUAAAUGAUUUUGGAUGGACUAUGUUGGCUGCUAAAGCUUUUAAUUAAAUAUUAAUAAAUGAUACUGUUUAUCCCUCAGCUAAUAAGAAUCUUAAUAAUGAAUUUGAUAAAACAACAAUUUAAAAAUUCACUAAAGAACUUACAAUCAAAUCCACUACUUAGUAGUAUAAGAAGUUUAAAUCAUUAGAUUCUGAGAAGGACAAAUAAAAUGCAAAUGACAUGAAAUUGGGCUUUAAAAUUUGUUUAGGAAUAAUAGAUAGAGCCAGGACAAUCCAACUAUUUAAUUAAACAAAGUGGAAUAUGAAAGCCUCUUUUGGUUCUUCUUUAUAGGCUGCUCAAUAGACCUUUAUUUCUGACUCAAUUAAUUAAUAUUUACAUUAUGAGUUUAUAGUAUCCAAAAUUAAAGAAAUGAUAAUAAACCUCAUAAAUUCAAAAGUAUCCUUUUUUUCUGAACUCAUUAAAGAACAAUAAUAAUUUGAUUUAAACAAAACUCUUAAAAAAACAAAUAAACUUUGUAAUGAUCUACAUUCUACAGAAAGUUAUAUCAAAAAUUAAUUUGAAAAAUAUCCAAGUAUCAGAUUAUAAAAGGCGCUCACGUUUUUUUUGGCUGAAUUAUACAGCAAUUACAUUGAAGCUAAUAAGGUCUACAAUCAAUCAAUUAAUGUAGACCUAAAAUUUAUAUAAAAUAAUCAUUCUGCAUUAAAUUUGACUUAAUAAUAGAGUGCCUAUGUAAUAUUAUCAUUAAAUGAAGAUUUAAAACAUUUGGAAGUCUAAACGAUUUCAAAUCAUAUGCUUAAUUUAAUUGGAAAGCCUAAUUAAUAAAAUACUUGUUUUCGAGAAAUACUACCAUUGUUCUUUUAUUAAUACCAUCCCUUAAUGGUUAACACUUUUUUAUCAACAGGGAAAUCUCGAUAUUAUAGAAACUUUAGUCCUAAUUUUGUAAAUGUACAUGAUUGUUUAGUUAAAGGGAUCUAAUUAUGUUAUGAUACAACUGCAAUUUUUCAUCAUUCCUAAUUGGUUUUUGUAGCAUUCAUUUAAGAAUUAGUUUAUGAAAAAUGUUACAUCAUAGUGGAUGGAUUUGAUAAAAGUUUUGUUAGUUUUUCUUUUAAUUUUCUAUAGAAAAUUGGAUAUGAUGAUAAUUUGAUCGUGAAAAUGGUGAAGCAUAAAUAUUUGAAUGAAAUAUCAAUUUAUAACAUCUUUCCAUAAUUUGAUGAAGCUUUGUUGAGAUAACAACAAGAUAAUAGACUUUUAGUUGAAAAACUAUUCUUUUUUGAUUAUCUGAAGAUCCGAAAAUCAACAGUUGUAGAGAAUAGAGAGAAAAGAAUGUCCAAUUUACAUCCGAAUAUCUGGAAACAAAAAGAGAAGGUAUUAUCUUUCAUAGCUAAACUUAACAUUAUUGAAAGAACCCAUUAAGAUUUUUCUUAUUAUAUAAUAGAAAUUUAAGAUAUAUAAUAAUUAAGUGGGUAAAAUAAUAACUUAAUAGACGAAAUAAAUGAAUAAGAAUCAUUGAUUUCUGAAACUUCCAAUAUAAGUUAUAGUUAAAGUUGUAUCCUCAGUUAAGUUGAUGAGGAUCAUGCAAAUUAAAUCUAUGUACAAGAUCUGAAUAAUUAAGUAUCCAUUUUCUCACCAUUAACAACCUUUUUUAAUAAUAACGGCGAUUAAAGUACUCGCCAGAUAUAAACACAGAUUAAGGACACAAAUCAAAAUUAACCCGCUGAAAAUUUAAUUAAUGAAAGUGAAACCAAAAAGUCCCUUUAUAAAGUCAGAAAAUAAUCAUAGCAGGCAUUUUAUAAUUGCAAAUUAUCUCAUAUUUAUUCUUUCAAGGAUAAAUCAUCUUAGUCAUCUCAAGAAAAAAUUGAUAAUAAAUAAUCUUAAUAAAAAUAAUAAGAUUAACAAUAAUAAUAUGCUUAAUCGUAAUCGUCUGUAGCUAGCAUAAACUAAUCAGUGAAUUAUAAAAAAUAUGAGUUGGUUGGAAAGAUUACCUCUUAAAAACCUCCCUAAAAAGUCAAUUAAUUUAUAGGGUUUUUAUUAAUCUAAAAUUUUGUUUAAAUGAUUUAUUUCAUCAUAAUUUUAUCUUUAAUGCCCUCUGAUUUAGAUAACAGCAUUACUGAAAUAAACAUGAUUGGCCUUCAUUCAGAUGUGAUGGCGCCACACGAUCUUUAUUUUUCAAUGAGAGUUACUUUGUCAUCCUAUUAGUAAGCAUAAAGGGAAGGAUUUAUAAAUCUGACAUAAUUUACUCAAUUGACCGACCCUUAUUAUGACAACAUUUAUCUCGGAUAUCAAGAAUUGAAAAAUAGUCUAUAUAAAUAAUUAACUAACCCAUACUUAUAAUUGUUCUAUAAUGAUUAUAAUAUGAAUAUUAGGUUCAUGAAAGAUAAUGACUCCUCAGUGGUGUCUGAACAAAUGACAUUUAGAGAAGUCUUACUAGUUAUAUUACAAUAUCAAUUUGCAUAUGCUAAGAAGUAUGGGAGGAGAGAAAGUCCAAGUGGAUCUACUUAUCAAGUAUUUCUUUAUGCUAAUUAUUUUGACUUGCAUGAUUUGUUGACCUAAAUUACUGAGGAAAUAUUUGUUUAUUCUAAAGAAAGAUCAGUAAGUGUAAACUAAAAGUGGACAAUCUUUUGGCUUAUUUCUAUUCUAGUUAUAUCCUGUACAAGUUUUAUAUCAUUUUUUUACUACAAUCAAUAUUUGGUCUAAUAUGAUAAAUUUUUAUAUCUUCUGGAUUAUUUUUCUUUAGAUCGUAUGGAAAAUGAAAUUUAAAAAUUGAAAUCAAUAUUAUCUCAGAUUCUUCAUGAUGAAAAAUAUAUAUUUGAUUACUAAUUUAAUUUCGAAAAUUGUUAAAUUAAAAUAAAAAAUUCAGUAACCAAUAAUUAGAUGAAUAAAAAAAGUAAAAAGUUAAAAAAAAUCUUUAAAGUAAGUAGAAUAAGACCAGCAUUAAUUUUAUUUUUAAUAUGCGUGAUCUUUGUGUCUUAUUCAACAUUAGUUGAUCAAUCAAAUUAAAACUUUUUUGAAAAGUAUCAAUCAACAAUAGAUUUCUUUAAAAUGAUUUCUGAUUUAAAACUUCGAUCAGGAAGUAUUGUUAUGUAGAAAGAACUCUUUUAUCGUUGGGUAAAUUUUACUUAUCUGACAGAGUAUGAUAAAUAAAGAUUGUACAUUCUAGUAAAUUAGGCACUUUAAACCAUGAAUUAAUAUGUAUUAUAUGCUAAUUCCUUUAAUUUCGAUAAAUUAAUAGUUUCUGACACCUUUAUUUAGUAUUAUAACAAUGUCGAAACUGAAAAUUUAUGCGAUAUUUUAACAGAUGAUUUCAAAAAUUUUAUGUACAAAUAAUGCAAUCUAGCUUUUGAAGGAACCUUAAAGUAAGGCACUAUUUAGAGCUUAAACUAUAUCACCAACUUAGUAAAAGCAGAAUAGGGUGUCAAUAAUUUCACUAGUAGGCUAUCAUAUAAUCUCUACGAACAAGAAGGUUCCUAAGUUAUAACUAGAAUAUUCAUAUAACUGAAUGAUUAAUUGUCUUAUGGAAUUGAAGAAAUAACAAAAGCUUAGCUUUCAUUUAGUAAGUCUCUUUCAAUAGUGUAUUUUGUGAUAGCAUUUUUUGGAUGUAUAUUAAUUGCAAAGCUAUUAAGAUAAUAUUUGAUUUAUCAAUAUUAUUUAAUCAAAAGAAUAGUCAACAUAACCCCUUUACAAAUUUUGAUUGAAGAUGAGUCCUACGAAAGAUAGCUUAGAUUAUUGCUACAAUAACAAGAAACAGGUUGA
Paramecium tetraurelia is the source of this 5100-nucleotide messenger RNA. RefSeq lists its product as uncharacterized. The record is from RefSeq and is a predicted model, not a curated record. Lineage: Eukaryota; Ciliophora; Oligohymenophorea; Peniculida; Parameciidae. The transcript has 3 exons.